This is a messenger RNA of Cuscuta europaea, 1515 nucleotides long. Lineage: Eukaryota; Viridiplantae; Streptophyta; Magnoliopsida; Solanales; Convolvulaceae. The record is from the annotation of a GenBank genome assembly.
UAAUAACACGUUAUCAGCACUGCUCUCAAAAACCGUCCGCCUCAUUAAACUAUUCGUUCCCCCCUUCUAAAACGCUCUCCGGCUCUCACAAAAAGAGGAUCGCACAACGACAAUUCAGGGCACUCUUCUUCUUGAUCGAUUUCCGUCGAUCAAUUCCCAGGGCCCAUCGAUCGGUUAUUCUUCGUCCAGUCUCCUCAAAUAUCUCUCUGUCUUCUCCGUCUCUGUGUCACACGUCCUCAGCGAAGAUUUGGUCCCUGAAGGCUGCUCUAGCGGAAAAGCUCCAGAUCUCCCCUCCUCCUAUUAAGUCGCAUCAGUCCAGUUAUCACUAUGUCAAAUCUUGCGAAAUUUGAAUUCGCCGCACUGGACAUCAGCGGAAAAAACUAUUUGUCAUGGGUACUAGAUGCUGAAAUUCACUUAGAUGCCAAGAGCUUAGGUGAUACCAUAAAAAUUGGGAAUACCGCAUCAAAAGAAAACAAAGCCAAAGCCAUGAAUUUUCUGAGACACCACCUUCAUGAAGACCUAAAGUCGGAGUAUUUAACUGAGAGAGACCCCCUAGAACUAUGGGAAAACCUUAAACAAAGGUAUGACCAUCAGAAAACAACCAUACUCCCCGCGGCCCGUUAUGAAUGGACUCAUUUAAGGUUGCAAGACUUUAAGUCUGUAGUUGAUUAUAAUUCAGCAAUGUAUAGAAUUACUUCUCAGCUAAGGCUGUGUGGAGAAAAAAUAACUGAUGAUGAAAUUCUUGAGAAAACAUACUCCACUUUUCAUCCAUCAAACAGUGUUCUGUCCCAACAGCACAGACAAAAGGGGUAUACAAAAUAUUUUGACUUGAUGAAUCAAUUACUUGUUGCUGAGAAAAAUAAUGAGUUGAUCCUGAAGAAUCAUCAAACUCGCCCCACUGGUUCUACCCCAGCACCAUUCCCUGAAGCGAAUGCGGUGACUAAUAAUAAUAGCAAUAAGAAAGAAAGAAGCCACGCUAGCAGUCGUGGUCGGGGGCAUGGGCGAGGUCGAGGUAGGGGGAGUCACCAUGGCAACCGUGGUGGUCAUACUCAUCGAGGUGGUUAUAGAGGUGGUCGGGUCACCCACUUCAAGGGCCCAUCUCGCCACCAGAAGUGGCAGAAAAAUGAGAAUUAUGGUAAGGGUUGUUCUCAAAAGACAGAAAAUACAUGUUUUCGAUGUGGAGCAAGAAAUCAUUGGUCGCGUACCUGUCGUACGCCCAAGCAUCUAGUGGAGCUCUAUCAGCAGUCAUUGAAGAAUAAAGAGAACAAGGUUGAGACAAAUUUUGCCUUUGAUGAUGAUGACCUCCUUGACGAACCUGAAAGCUCAACCCAUUUGGAAGUUGGUGAUUUUCUAGAAGAAAAACACUGAUUAUUUUCUAUGUUUUGGCAUUGCACUAUUUUCAUUUACUGGAUUGGACUUUAUUUAUUUCAGUAUUAUGUUUUAAAUCGUUUACGUUAUGGAUCAUGUUAUGAUCUAUGCAAAGAACUUAUCAUUUUGUUUUGAUGUGGUUAGAAU